Messenger RNA from Prunus armeniaca (apricot), 2595 nucleotides. Lineage: Eukaryota; Viridiplantae; Streptophyta; Magnoliopsida; Rosales; Rosaceae. The record is from the annotation of a GenBank genome assembly.
AUGGGAGAUAUAACAGAUUCUUCUGAUUCUCGGCCUCUUGUAUCUCUUCCAGCCAAUUCCAAUCAUCAUCAUGAUUUGAUGAAUGUCCAGUUGUUGCCAACUAAGCUUGAUGGCACCAAUUAUCUGGCUUGGUCUCAUUUUGUGAGAUUAUAUAUUACCGGUAAAGGUCGGAUUGGAUAUUUGACUGGAGAGAAGAAGCAACCAGAUAAUACUGACCCAAAGUUCAUAACAUGGGUUGAAGAAGAUGCUAUGCUUAGAUCAUGGCUUCUCCAGGCUAUGACCCCGGAUAUUAGUCUUGGCUAUAUGUGUCUCGACUCCGCUCAUGCUAUAUGGGAUGCGGUUUCUCAAACCUAUUCUGAGGGAGGUUGUGAUGCCCAGAUUUAUGAAUUGAAACGUCGGAUCCAAGCCACUACUCAGCAAGGUAAGACGUUGGAGACAUAUUUUAAUUCACUCCAGGCUUUAUGGCAGGAACUUGAUUAUUAUCAGCCGUGCGACAUGAAGUGCUCUAACGAUACUGCUGCGUUGAAAAAACGGAUCGAGAAGGAACGUACUUUUGAGUUCUUGGUUGGUCUUAAUCCGGAUUUGGAUCAAGUGAGAACACAGGUGCUUGGAAAGGAUCCUUUUCCCUCUUUGCGUGAAGCCUAUGCAUAUGUGCGUACGCAAGCUCUCCGUCGAUCUGCUAUGGUUAUACCACCCUCGUUAGAAGGGUCUGCCUUGAUUUCUACAGCAAACCAUUCGGUUUGGGCGCCACCGGUACAUCAAUCUAGUUCUUCAGCUGCUGUCUCAUCUGGUAAUGUUGCUAAGAGUUCGAAAUCUGAUGAUAAGGAUGCUUUGAAAUGUGAUUAUUGUCAUCAGACCAAGCAUGUGAGAGAGCAAUGUUUCAAGCUCAAUGGUUAUCCACCUUGGUGGCCUGGCAAGAAGGGUGAAAAAGCUGAAGGCAGCAAGGGAGGAGGUGGAAAAGGGGGCCGUUCCAGCUCCAGAGCCUAUCACACAUCUUCUAGUGAUCAGAAUGACCAAUCUACCUCUCAACUCUCUUCUGCUCAAAUGGAACAAAUCGUUCAAGAGUGUGCUCGCUUGCUCUCUGAUAAAGGAUCUAAAGGGGCUUCCGGUUCCUUAGCCACCUCCUCAGGUAACUUUGGUUGUUGUCUUAGUGCAUCUGGUAAGUCUUUCUCAGACUCUUGGAUUAUAGAUACAGGGGCAACUGAUCACAUGACCUCUAAACUUGAUUUCUUCUCUCGUUAUUCAUCCCCUAGUAAGACUUGUGUUACCACUGCCGAUGGUUCACCCACUCCUGUGGUUGGUGAAGGCUCUGUUUUUCUUUCGAAUUCUCUGUCCCUCUCAAAUGUUCUCCAUGUUCCUGGAUUGUCUAACCAUUUAUUGUCAAUAAGUCAGCUUACUAAAUCUCUAAAUUGCUUUGUUACCUUUUAUGACACUCAUUGUGUAAUUCAGGAUCAACGGACCGGGGCAACGAUUGGUCGUGGUAGUGAGAAAGGGGGCCUUUAUCUCUUGGAUGACCCAGCUGGCUAUACUAGUUCUCCCACAGUUCAUGCUCUUCAGUCCGCUACUGACUCAUCCAGGGACAUUUGGUUAUGGCACAAACGAUUGGGACACCCAUCAUUUAUCUAUUUACAAAAAUUGUUUCCUUCUUUAUUGUCUUCGGUUGAUCUUUCUCAAUUUAAGUGUGAAAUAUGCGAACUUGCUAAGCACCACCGUGUUUCUUAUCCAUUAAGUAUUAAUAAAAGUUUUGCACCUUUUGCUCUUGUCCAUAGUGAUGUUUGGGGUCCUUCUCGUGUGUCAAAUUUGUCCAAUUCCAAAUGGUUUGUCACAUUCAUUGACGAUUAUUCCAGACUUACUUGGGUUUAUUUGAUGACUGACAAAAGUGAGGUUUUCUCUAUUUUUCAGUCCUUUCACCAAAUGAUCCAUACACAAUAUAAUUCUAAGAUUAAAGUCUUCCGCUCAGAUAAUGGGGGUGAGUACAUCAAUUCUGGUCUCAAAACCUAUUUUUCGGAUCAUGGCAUUAUUCAUCAAAGAUCUUGCAGCUAUACCCCUCAGCAGAAUGGAGUAGCUGAACGGAAAAAUCGCCAUCUUCUAGAAGUUGCUCGUUCCCUUCUUCUUUCCAUGUCUGUACCAAAGUCUUAUUGGGGGGAGGCUAUUCUUACAGCUGCUUAUUUGAUCAAUAGGAUGCCUUCUCAAGUUCUCAAAUUUCAAACUCCCCUUCAGGUGUUCACUGCUGCAUGUUCUCCUUCUACUGUUAAUCAUCUUCCUCCUCGAGUGUUUGGUUGCAUUAGUUUUGUGCAUCUUCAUCAUAGUGGUAAGCUUGACCCUCAUUCCCUCAAAUGUAUUUUUCUUGGCUACUCUGCCACUCAAAAAGGGUACAAAUGUUAUCAUCCUCCGUCCAAAAAAUUCUUUGUUACUAGAGAUGUUACUUUUCAUGAGGAACAUGCUUAUUUCUCUCAUCUUAGUUCUGAGACUUCUCUUCAGGGGGAGAAUAUAAGUAGUGAAGAUAAGUCUUAUGGUGUGCCAAUGUUUGAGUUGGAAAAAAUUGAACAAAAUGAAAGUGAAAAAAUGAUACUGGAAGAGAAGGCAAUUCCUUGA